Messenger RNA from Ipomoea triloba (trilobed morning glory), 1244 nucleotides. RefSeq names its product probable 6-phosphogluconolactonase 1. NCBI's taxonomy places the organism in Eukaryota, Viridiplantae, Streptophyta, Magnoliopsida, Solanales, Convolvulaceae. The coding region runs from base 286 to 1086 and encodes 266 amino acids. Gene Ontology annotation, biological process: carbohydrate metabolic process; pentose-phosphate shunt. The transcript has 4 exons. Gene Ontology annotation, molecular function: 6-phosphogluconolactonase activity. The record is from RefSeq and is a predicted model, not a curated record.
CAUUGCCAUAACAUUUCUAACCCAUUUAUUAUUUUGUUUUGGCAACAUCUCAUUCUCAUCACCCCUCCCUCUGUACGCAUAGUCCGGCUUCCCCUCUCCUCCUCCGGCCAUCAUCUCCGGCCACUAUCUCCACCGUCGCAAUUUUCAUCGCCACCCCACGCAGCCUCCAUCUCCCUAUCCUGUGCUUCGAAAACCUUAACACCACGGACUCUCAAAAUUCUUCACUUGCUCAUUGUCUAACUCCACAUCAAAAAAGUUGUGGUUAGCAGCAUCCAUUUGAGAAGGAUGGCUAUGUCUAGGGCUAGAAAAGAUGGAAAAGAGGUCAGGAUUUAUGAAAAUUUUGAUGAACUGAGCACAGAUUUGGCAGAAUAUAUUGCGGAAUUAUCUGAGGCUUCUGUGAAGGAGAGGGGUGUUUUUGCCAUUGCUUUAUCAGGUGGAUCUCUCAUUAGCCUCAUGGGAAAACUGUCUGAAGCCCCUUACAACAAAACUGUUGACUGGGCUAAGUGGCAUAUAUUCUGGGCUGAUGAGCGCGUUGUGGCUAAGACUCAUGCAGAUAGCAAUUACAAACUAACCAAAGAUGGCCUUUUGUCCAAGGUGCCAAUUGUUCCUAGUCAUGCACAUUCUAUUAAUGACUCGGUAUCAGCGGAGAAAGCUUCUGAAGACUACGAGUUUGUUAUUAGACAACUCGUGAGGACCCGUGUAAUCAGCGUCUCUGACAUCAGUGACUGCCCCAAGUUUGACCUUAUCCUCCUAGGGAUGGGGCCCGAUGGACACGUGGCAUCCUUGUUUCCCAAUCACACGAUACUCGAAGAGAAAGAAGAAUGGGUGUCGUUUCUUACGGACUCGCCCAAGCCCCCUCCCGAGAGGAUUACUUUUACUUUACCCGUUAUUAACUCCGCUUCCAAUGUGGCUGUAGUUGUUACUGGUAGUGGCAAGUCGGAGGCGGUACAUUUGGCCAUUGACGAUCUCGAGCCCGACUCUCCAUUGCUGCCUGCAAGGAUGGUCCAGCCAACCAAGGGGAAUCUGGUGUGGUUUCUGGACAAGGCAGCUGCUUCUAAACUUGACAACUCAAUAUUUUCCAAAUAGGGGGAACAGCCUUUUCUUUGCCAAAAUGUAUGUUUGUAUGUAGCAAAUUAAAGGGAUUAUGAAAACUUAGUGAACUCUCUCUCUCAUCUUCCAUUUUGUCCAUCUAUUCUACCCUUUCUUUUACUUAUUCAAUGAAUGGGAAACACAUCUAAAGAAAA